GUUCAGGGACCUGUUAUAGUAGAGGAUACCUGCUUGUGUUUCAAUGCCCUGGGGGGGCUUCCAGGACCCUACAUAAAAUGGUUCCUGGAAAAACUCCAACCAGAAGGCCUGUACAAGCUGCUGGCUGGGUUUGAAGACAAAUCUGCCUACGCUCUCUGCACCUUUGCAUUCAGCACUGGAAACCCAGAGGAGCCAGUGAAGCUGUUCAAAGGCCAGACUCAUGGGCUAAUAGUGGAGCCCAGAGGCCCUCGAGAUUUUGGCUGGGAUCCCUGCUUUCAACCGGAUGGCUACAACCAGACCUACGCCGAACUGCCCAAGGCAGUGAAGAACUCCAUCUCACACCGUUACAGAGCGCUAAGUGAGCUCUCUGCCUUCUUUCAUCAGACCAACUCGACA
Nestor notabilis (Kea) is the source of this 396-nucleotide messenger RNA. RefSeq names its product inosine triphosphatase (nucleoside triphosphate pyrophosphatase) (gene ITPA). The annotation marks the transcript as partial. Gene Ontology annotation, molecular function: nucleoside triphosphate diphosphatase activity. Lineage: Eukaryota; Metazoa; Chordata; Aves; Psittaciformes; Psittacidae. The record is from RefSeq and is a predicted model, not a curated record. Gene Ontology annotation, cellular component: cytoplasm. The transcript is spliced from 5 exons. Gene Ontology annotation, biological process: nucleoside triphosphate catabolic process.